UCGGUAUAACUCAAUAUGGCUGGUCCUGAGAUGCCAGGCCAUGUCCUAUUGGAGAAAAGCUAUCAUGUUAAAACAUUCUCCGUAGGAAUGUAAAUUAAGCCAACUGCAUCCGGGAUGUCUACAAAUAAUAUUUUUUGGUGAUUGGAAAAUACAUUAUACGCGUUUGAUGAAAUAACAUGCGCCUGAUGCACCAAUUGUGAGAUUUUAGUUCUUUUUGGAUGCGUUUUUCUGUUUGGACCGGUAUGUUUACUUUCCACGUUGUGGACUUUUCAGGGUUUUGUAAUUGUAGAGACUUUUCUCUCAUUUUGAUUUGUUUACUAGUUUAUGUACGUCUACAAAAUGCAUGCUGACAACGGGUGUAGCCAGGAGGUGAAAUAACAAAUCCUACUACGGCCAAGGCACAGCCAAUAAAUAAUAAAAAAGUCAUUCUGACGUUGCUUGUCAAUAUUCCUGGAUCGUAAUUAAUAUUCAUAAGCUAAGCGUUUAUCACCGUACAAUUCGUUAGUUGACGAACGCAGCUUCUGUCUAUCACCCAAUCACGGAGCUAUACGAGACGAACGUCACGCGACUUCAUGAAUAUUAAUCUACCAAGCGUCCUCUACAGAUUGUACAGAGUCACUGCAUGGGUGUUUGACGCGCUGCAGUGCGGACCAGUGCAAAGGAUGAUCUACCGGACAGUUGUUUAUUUAUCAAAAUGAAUUGGAUGUAUCUAACUUCUGGGUAGAAUCAUAUUGAUUUAUAUACUCUCUUAAUUCUCUGGUUUAAGAUGUUUGCACUAUGAUGCCAAUCUAGCGCGUUUAUACGGCGAAUUAGAGCACGUCACCUGCCAGAUUUGUGUAUUUGCUUUAACCUUGGACCUUUGUGUCAUCAACAUAUACUGCAUGGUUUUUAUAUUAAAGGCGUGAUGUUUACGAUUAGAUAACCAAGUGAGCUUCCAGUGGGUGUCUUGUGGUAGUCCACUGGCUCACAGGGCAUUAUCAGUGUAAUUAAGAAAUGUUUUAAGUUACAUAGCAAAGAUAAAUAUUAUAAUUUGCGGUUUUCUUAAUAGUGAAACCGCUAUUUAUUUUAGCACCUGUGGAUAGAAUUUUAGCUAGAUGGAGCAUCAGUAACAAAAUGCAAGAAUAAGGCGGUUUAUGAUUUUAAAAACGGUCCCAGCUGAUGGUUUGUGUCACUGUGAGGACCCAAAUGAAGAUUUCUAAACGACGGAAAGGACUGUAUUCACGUAGUCUGUGUGCCAGAUAAAUGGAUCGUUUAAGCUGGGGGCUGCCAGAGUGCUCUCAGGGUUGCAGUGCCUAGCGCCAGCUCUGCAGGACAACGCCAACAUGAACGGCACUGCAGAGCAGCAGGACAUUCUGCCCCCUAACUGCAUGGUCAAAGAUCGAUGGAAAGUGCUGAAGAAAAUAGGUGGAGGGGGGUUCGGGGAAAUCUAUGACGCGUUGGACCUGCUGACUCGGGAGAAUGUGGCGUUAAAAGUGGAGUCAGCUCAACAGCCCAAACAGGUCUUGAAGAUGGAGGUGGCAGUUCUGAAGAAACUGCAGGGUAAAAACCAUGUGUGUAAGUUCAUUGGCUGUGGGCGAAAUGAUAAGUUCAACUAUGUCGUCAUGCAGCUGCAGGGUAGAAACCUGGCAGAACUCAGGCGAAGUCAGCCACGUGGCACCUUUACCAUGAGCACAACCCUGCGCCUGGGAAAACAGAUUCUAGAAUCCAUAGAAGCCAUUCACUCUGUUGGCUUUCUUCACCGAGACAUCAAACCGUCAAAUUUUGCCAUGGGAAGGCUGCCUUCAACAUACAGGAAAUGCUAUAUGCUAGAUUUUGGGCUUGCACGACAAUAUACAAACACCAAUGGAGAAGUCAGACCGCCCAGAACUGUUGCAGGAUUUCGAGGGACUGUUAGAUAUGCAUCUGUGAAUGCACAUAAAAACAAAGAAAUGGGGCGUCAUGAUGACUUAUGGUCAUUGUUUUACAUGCUGGUUGAAUUUGCUGCUGGGCAGCUGCCGUGGAGGAAAAUCAAGGACAAGGAGCAGGUGGGUCAGAUCAAGGAGCGCUAUGAUCAUAGGAUGCUGCUUAAACACAUGCCAUCAGAGUUUAAUGUCUUCCUGGAGCAUAUUUUAGGCCUUGACUACUGCACCAAACCUGAUUAUCAGCUCCUGAUGUCAGUGUUUGAGAACAGCAUGAAAGAACGCAUCAUCACAGAGAACGAGCAAUAUGAUUGGGAGAAAAGUGGGACGGACUCGAUGAUAUCUGCCACCACACCGACAGCAGCUCAGCAGAACACACGGCCUACAGCGGCUAUGGCUGGGGUCAUAAAUGUGAACCCAAUGGCAGGUGACCUUCAGAGGGAAAACACAGAUGACGUUGUGCAGGAUGAGCACCUAAGUGACCAGGAAAACGCUCCUCCGAUUCCCUCUGGCCGUCCAGCUGAUGGCAGCCAGUUACCUACGGACGCAGAUGGAUGGGAGGAGACAGACAUUAAUCGAAACAAACUCAGGAUUAACCUUGGAAAGGGAGGUCAAGAGGAAGAUGGUAGCCGGGGUUUGUGUCCUGUGUCACCACAAAGGGGUUUGGACUCUUCGGGUGUGCAGAUGCACUCACUCAGGUACCGACGGGUCAACAGCCCUGAAUCUGACCGCAUAUCUGCUGCUGAUGGACGGGACGGUUAUGGACAACGCUCUCGAAUGGACAUCCUGGGUUCUCCUUCUCGGCACGUUUACUCCUCGCAGCCCGCUCAGAUGCUGUCUGUCGAAGGUUACCGCGGAGACCGCGGUCGUAAUGAGGCCUCUGCAUCGGUGGACCAGGAAGCCCACAGCAAUGCCUUCAUCCGCUCUGUCCCACUUGCAGAAGAAGAGGACUUUGACAGCAAAGAGUGGGUUAUCAUAGACAAAGAAAUGGAGCUCAGAGAUUUCCAACACCGCCCAGGGGCUGAGCCCACCACAUCCGGCACUACGGAUGAGGAACCAGAGGAAUUACGCCCUCUGGAGGAAGGAGAAGAGCGGCGGAGACAUAGAGGGACAGAUCCGUCAGUCAGACCCAAGACGUCACAUGGUGACAACACUACACGAGGCAUGCUGCCUCUUACAGAGGAGGAAGUGUCCAGGAGGAGCGGGAAAGGCCAGUCAACAUCAGUGGAGAGCCCUGUGCAGUCGCCCUGUCACUCGCUACCCUCUGGACGGCAGCGGCGGAGAGAGUCAGACCUCAACGGACCUCAGAGACAGGGUCCAACCCCAAGUGAGCCUUUAUUGUCACCCACUGACUACAGGACUAAAUCCCCAUCAUCAGAGAAGGAGAUAUUCCAUAUCCUUCCUAAACUGCAGGCAAAGAGAGCUGACUUCCUUACCGUCAUGCUUCCAGGAAGCCUUCACCAGCGACGUGCCUUCACAGCCACACCACCUGAGACACAAGCUGAGGGACCCAGAGAUGACGAUGUCACAAAGAGUGAAUCUAGUAGUGGGGCAAGUGAAAAGAGUACUGAACGUAGUCAAGAUGGGGCUCCAUCCACCUUAGUGGCUGACGAUCCACAAAAGGAGCCAAAAGAACCGGGUUCGGUGGCUGAUGUAGAUCCCGACCAAGAGGAUGUCUCAAAGACCCUUGUCUUGUUUUCACCAGGAGACACAAAGAAGUCUCCAAAUGCUCUAAAUGGGACUGAAGUGGAUCAGGGAGUGGCAGGACCUCAAAAUGAGCAGUUGGGUGAAGCUGAUCGACUGGUGCAGAUCCAGAAAGACAUAAAACAGGCAGAAAGCCCUACAGAUGGAAGGCAACCUGAUGCAAUUGGUGUUGACCCACCCAUACAGACAUCUAAAUCAGUGGUAACCAUCUCAACAACUCAAGUGGCUUCAGCCUCAAUUGCAUCGCCCCUUUUCUCCAAAGUGGAGCAAACUUUUGUACACAUUGCAGAGACAACCCAUCUGAAUGUCAUGUCUUCCAGUGGUGCACAGGUUCCUGAACGUUUAGAGGAGGUUGAAGGCAAAUCACAGGACAAGUCAGUCCUUUCUCAAGAGCCAGGAGAAUUGGCAUGUGUCCAGUAUGAAGUCACCUCUCAGACUCUUACACAGGGGCCUCAGGUACUCAAUGUUCAGGAUGGGUCUUUGCCAAUUGAGACCAGUGUAAAACAGGACGGUCUUGUGAUUCCUUUCCCCUUAGAAUCCAGGGAACCUAUCCAUCGAGAUUCAUCAACUGACUCCAAACAGGACAAGCAACUAAAAGAGGAACAUCAAGAGGAGAACACAGCACUUGAGAGUGUUUCUAAACAUCCACGGCCAAGCAGCAAGAGUCGAAUUCCUAUCCUAGCCCCAGAAGAGGAGCCUGGACCUGAACAAUCCCUGUCCAACAAAGAACGACUUCGUAGAAGAGCCAUGCAGAAAGACCUGGCAUGUCAAGUUGUUGAAAGACAACGUCAGGGCCGCUGGAUGAGACUGAAUUUCAAGACUUCGUCUUCGUUAUCUAGAGACGAGCCCAAGAGACAUUCAGAGACUCUUUCUACUACGGGCUCAGAGGAAGAUAUUCAUGAGUCUGAUGAUUCCAUCAACAAGCUCAAGAAGGAGGCUGAGGAAAAGUACCGAGCUGAGUGGAACAGCAGGAUCCCACGACCAGUCACACCAAUAAGGAAGCUUUCAACUAAACUAGUAGUUGCAGCUCCUGUUAUCCAACCUGAAGCUGGGACUCCAAAAUUAGAACAAAAGGCAAGCAAUGGCCAAAAAGUACAGUCACAAUCAGGAUCAAAUGCUCUAGCACUUCACACAAGAUCAAAAUCAACACUGUCCCACUUUUCCAUGUCAAGUGGAAGCAAUCGCAUGCCUCUAUCCUGUAUUCCGGCAUCUUCCCGGCGCAGCUUGACCACCACAAACUGCACUUUCUCUUUAACCCGUAUAGCUAGUCCUUCACCUCAUAGGCUACCCCUGCGAUCAGCAGUUAGCGAAUCCCGCAAGCAGCCAUUUGCCCUCCGAGCCACUGUGGAGCUCCCAAUGAAGUCUAGGACUACUACUUGCAGUGGUCCUGCAAAGGACAUCAAACCAUCACCAAACCAACCCACCACUGCAUUAGUCAGGGUUCGAACCAAAGCUUCUGCUCAUUCGAAGAACACAGUUCCCUUGAAAAGGGAAAAAAGCACAAGCAACAACACCCCUGCAGACAGAUAAGUCACUGUGACUGCUGUUUACUGGGAUUGUUUCUUCUCAAUUACUUGAACAUAUUGCCUCAAAAUAUACAUCUGCCCCAUUGACCAAAAUGAACCUUUUUAAUUAAUUUAAUAUUCUUCCUAAUCAGUUUAUGGCUAGUUCUAAUUUUGGAUUCUGCACCAAAUAAUUUUAUGUUGUACUAUAAGAUGUAGAAUUUUCACUUUGAUGGAAGUUUCUUGGAACAUAGUAGAGGAAAUGUCUCAUUUAGCUUACAUGGUGCUAUACUGUAUAUGUGUUGUUCUGUUGUGUAUAUUUCAUUUAAUAUAUGGUUUUGAUGGUGGACUUUAUUAUUAGUUAGAUGCCAAGUUGUCUUUUGCCCUUGACACACAAUGAUGAAAUUAUGUCAGUUUAUUUAUAACAUCUGAAACAAUCAUACAGUAUAUUACCGGUAUUUAGCCAGCACAAAUUAUUGUACACACAGAAUGUUGUAAAAUCUGCCACAUAUCCAUGGACAAAUGCACAAAUUUCCUCUGGCCUGCAGCUUAGCCCUCUUUGUAACCUUGUGAUGAUGGGCAUGCCUUGUCUUUAGCUUGUUACAAGUGUUUGAUGAUACUGCUUGUACAUAUUCUUUUCAGUAUUUCUUGCAGAGACCUCUUUAUUUUUAUCAGGCAAUGGUGAAAGAUUUGGAUUUUAAUUUUGUUAAAGGAAUAUAUUGUGGGUUCUACACCCAGUUGUCUCAUUUUCUAAGCAUGGCAGAAAUGACACCAUUAUUAAUAAUUGCCAAUACGGAUUAUUUCUAAAUGAACGAUUCCCAUCUCUUUUGCUCUUAUUACAAUGGUGAGAUGUUAAUCAAGAUUUUUGUUGGAAUAAGGAGCAUAAAAUGAUCAAGUCUUAA
Molecule: messenger RNA, 6006 nt
Organism: Carassius gibelio (silver crucian carp)
Lineage: Eukaryota; Metazoa; Chordata; Actinopteri; Cypriniformes; Cyprinidae
Product: tau-tubulin kinase 1-like
Exons: 15
Coding region: 1323-5132 (1269 amino acids)
Biological process (GO): peptidyl-tyrosine phosphorylation; peptidyl-serine phosphorylation; signal transduction
Cellular component (GO): nucleus; cytoplasm
Molecular function (GO): protein serine/threonine kinase activity; ATP binding
Source: RefSeq, a predicted model, not a curated record